CGGCGGCCGCGUCCUCGGCGUGUAGGGUUGAAAAUUAUGCACACCAUGUUUGGAACUUAACAGAGGAAAGAGGAACAUUUUCUCAUGGUUACGAAAAGGAAAACAAGCAUCUUCGACAUGAGUUUAAAGACCUCCAACUUAAACAGGUCCCAUAAUGAAGACUUGGGGAAAGAUGAAUCAUCACAAAGACAUGUGCAACAAGUAGUACAAAGGUUAACAGUAGCUCAUGAAGAGAUCCAAAGACUCACUGAUGAACUCCAAGAGAAGGAGAAAGAACAGAGUAAAUUAGAUUCAGCACUUGAGACAUCUCGACUAGAAAUUGAAAAACUGAAGGAAAAUUUGAUAAAACUGAAAGAAAAAGAUUCAGCUGGCCUACAGAAAGCAAAAGAACAUAACCAGAGACUGGAUGAGGAAAUUCUGGCUUUACGAAAUCGGGUUCGAUCACUUGACUCAGAUAAGAAAGAGCUUGAAGAAGUAGUUGAAAGACUUAAAGGAGAGCUUUGUGAAUUUCAAGAGAAUAAGCUACUUGGAAAUCACUCCCCUGGAAGAACUGUGACCAUUAAACAGAGCGAAGAGAUAAUGAAAGUGAACCAAGAAAAAAAUGAAAUAUUUCAAAGUGAGUUGUCAGAAGAGCAAAAGAGGAGAAAGCAAUUAACAUCUCAUUUUAAUGCUGCAAAGAAGUCUUUGAAAGUUGAAAGCGAGGAAUUGCAAAAGUCAAAGUCAGAACUUAUAUGCCUUUAUAAUGAAAUUCAAAGUCUUCCAGGGACGGCAGACGAGAGAGAAAAGUUUUUAAUAGAAUAUGAAUUGCUGCAAAGAGAAAAUUAUGAAUUAGAUAUUAAGAUCUUGAAGCUUUCACAAGAAUAUGAACAAUUAAAUAAUUUUUCUUUAGGGGAAAAAAUUAAAACUCCUAAUUUAAUUACAAAAGAAAAUCUCUGUGCAGAUGUUGAGUCUAACGUACCAAAUUUGGAAGUAGAGAAUCAAAUCCCAAAGGAAGAGAAAGAGAAACUCGGCCCCAAAUCAGGAGAGAGUAAGCAGCAGGAAAUUCCAGAGGAGUCAGAAAAGGAGGGCACGUUCCCAAAAGAGGGUCAGGAGAAGAACCCAGCCCAGAGAGGAGAUGUGAAAGGUGAAGAGCAGCAGUUGGCCUGGAAGCUUGAGAACAUUGCAAGGCUUAGAGAAGAGGUGGUUCAUAUGAGCCAGAGCCUCCUUCAGAGCUCGGGGGAUAGUUCAGAGGAGAGUAGCCUCCAGUGUCCACCAUCAGAAGAAAAACUGAAAUACCACCAGCAAGAGGAAGUACAACAACUCCGCCAGAAUUUGCACCGGCUUCAGGUUCUAUGUAACUCAGCUGAAAAAGAGCUUCGCUAUGAAAGAGGGAAGAACUUGGAUUUAAAACAGCAUAAUAGCUUACUUCAAGAAGAAAGCAUUAAGAUCAAAUUUGAACUCAAGCAGGCCCAGCAGAAAUUAUUCGACAGCACAAAGAUGUGCUCUUCACUCACAGCAGAGUGGAAGCAUUGUCAGCAGAAAAUUAAGGAGCUGGAGCUGGAAGUACUUACACAGGCUCAGAGCAUUAAAUCACACAACAACCUACAGGAAAAGCUGGCUCAGGAGAAAUCUAAAGUUGCUGAUGCAGAGGAAAAGAUUCUGGAUCUGCAGCAGAAAUUAGAACAUGCUCAGAAAGUUUGUAUCACAGACACUUGUGCCUUGGGGAGGAAGCAACUUGAGGAAAGGAUAAAAGAAGCAGCAGAAAAUGAAGCCAGACUACAGCAGCGCUACCAGGAAGAGCAACAGAAGAGGAAACUCCUAGAUCAGGAUAUUAUUGAGCUACAAAAGCAAGUGAGAAUCUCACAGAACAAAGAGAAUGAACUAGAAAAGAUCAGUUCUCAGCAACAAGCCCAGAUACAACAACAAGAAGCCCAACUUAAACAGCUGGAAAAUGAACAAAGAAUAUCCAACAAGUAUCUCAGGAGCAACCAGAAAUUGUCAGAGAAGCUUUCUGGGUUACAGCAAGAGAAGGAAGCUUUGCGUGAAGAAUAUGGGCAGUUUUUGAAGCAGUUCGACGUCUAUGUGAGAAACUAUAACGAGAAACAUCACCACCAAAAAGCCAAGCUUCGCAGAGUCAAGGAUCGUUGGGCUCAGGAAGUAGAACAACGAGAUGAGAGGAUUAAGCUACUGGAAAACGAAGUUGCUGCCCUACGACAACAGUAUGGAAAGGAGAAGGCAUUCCAGGACCAUGUCACUUCCCAAAAUAAUACUCUGCUCCUCGAAAAUGAGAAACUUCUAGAGCAACUCACAGAGAAGGAAGAAUUGAUCCACAGUAACAAGUGGGUAAUCACAUCUGUCCAGAGCAGAGUAUUCUUCCUGGAUAAGGAAAAUAAACAGCUGCAAGAGAACAGUCUGCGGCUCACCCAGCAGGUGGGUCUCUUGGAGCGCAUUCUGCGGAGCAUGCAGAUCCGCACGGGAGAGGAAGCAAAUGGUCAUAUACCUGAACUUGAACAUUUGGCUAGAACCUUGCCCUUUUCAAACUCCAGUUUUUCAGGAAGAUGCUUGAUAGAAUCAGCUGAGCGUCUCCAAGAGGCUGAAGAUCAUAAGCCAGAAGAUGCAAUGACAAAUCUCAAGUCCUGUGUGGGUCUUUUGGCUUCCCAGAAUUCCGAGACUAGUUGUAUUAACCUGGCUUCUCUGAAUGAGACAAAUAUCAUCCAAGAACAAGACAGUAAGUCAGAGCUAUAAAAAAAAAUCACUAAUAUCUAAAUCUAGACGGAUUAGAGCAACUAACUUAAAGUCUUGGCAAGAAGGUGGAACAAGACAUGAAGAAUAUCCACAGGAUCCUACUGGACCAGUAGUUUGCAAAAUUUUUUUAUACUCAUUAAAUCAGUUCUUAAAAUGGA
Sorex fumeus (smoky shrew) is the source of this 2882-nucleotide messenger RNA. It is a transcript of the gene CCDC30, whose product is annotated as coiled-coil domain containing 30. The record is from RefSeq and is a predicted model, not a curated record. NCBI's taxonomy places the organism in Eukaryota, Metazoa, Chordata, Mammalia, Eulipotyphla, Soricidae. Bases 85 to 2724 code for a protein of 879 amino acids. The transcript is spliced from 20 exons.